GCUGUGAUGCUGGUGUUUCUGUUUUCUCACGGCAGUGUUUCUAGUUCUUCUUUAGACAGCCACUAAUUUUCGUGCGAAGUGGCCGAAGAUCAAGCACGGCACCGAGACGAUCUUACGGAUCACUACAACUUGAGUUUUAUGGUUAUGUUCGUUUAAGCCAACGAACACCGUGAGGCACCAGAAAGAGCCAGUUCAGGCGCGUAAGCAAGACUAGUUGCGGCCGUGUGACUGCAUUGACACGGAACAUAAUGGCGCAAAAAGGAUUUUGUGUCCUCCUCGUAUUUGAAGAGAGAUCCAAAUCUCCCUCUCACGGCCCGACUCCCUCUUCUCCGUCCCGUCGCAGAAGUCAAUCCUGCACCAGAAGACGAGCAACCACAGAAGAGCAAAGCAAAAGGUAAAACAAGGAAUCAAGUUGAGGUCAUGGAAUCAAGUUAACUGGAAUCAAGUUAAACCUGGAAUCAGGUUAUAUGGAAUCAAGUAUAAACCUGGAAUCAAGUUAUAUGGAAUCAAGUUACUACCUGGAAUCAAGUUGAAUGGAAUCAAGUAAACCCCCUCAUCCCCAUCAAUCCUUCGCCUCGCAAUGCCUCACCUUGGGAGAAUCUAUCUACUGCUCUUUUUGUCGUGUUUUGUGACUGCCAUACCCUCGCGCCUAAACUGAAGUUCUCCGCUAUUUUUUUCCAAACGCGGCCACGUUUAUCAAAGGUGUCUGUCUGGCUUUUCUUCCUCUGGUCGAUAGAGGCGUGGCGAAUAAUGUUAGCGCUAAGCUUCGCGCGCCCGUCUUGCUUUGCGGCUCUCUGUCGAAAGUUGUCGGGGCUUUCGCCUGCUCGGAGUUCCAGGACCGUCCCUCUCGGAGUUCCAGGCCCUUUUCGCCUCCUCUCGGGAGACCCAUUGCUCUCGGGAUUCCGUUUCCAUUUCGCCUUCCUGGGGAUGGUGUCGGUCUCGGGGGAUUCCGUUUCGCCUUCCUGCGGAGGGUGUCUCAGGGGACUCCCUUUCGCCCUCCUGUGGAAGGUGUCUCGGGGGCCUCCAUUUCGCCUCCCUUGCCCUUCGGCAGGUCUCUCCGGGGAUUCUAUUUCGCCCCCUUCGGAAGGUAUCUUUGGGGAUUGGCAGGGAUCUCAUCUCUGGGAGUUCCAUCUUGUCUUCCCGGUGUCCGGGGUUUGCGCCUGCAGCACUUCUAAGGGGCCGAGGCUUUGCCUCAGUCAGGUGUUUGGCAUUUGCCAACCUUGGCCCCUUCGCCUUGGGGAGAUCCGGGGCGUUUACCUUCGGAAGCGCCGAAGCCUUCACCUUCGGAGGCUCGCUCCGAAGCUUCUUUGGCUUCGGCAGCCCCAGAUGUCUCGCCUUCGGAAGCUCUGGCGGGUCUCUCGCCGGCGGAAGGUCCGCAGCUUGGUUGCCUCUCGAGGGCGUCUGAGUUGUUUAUUUCCUGGCUGGCGCGAAGCUUUCGUCAUCGACUCCAGAUUGAUGAAUGGCCCGAGCUUAUUUACACCUCCUGUGCGAGCUUAUUUACAAUCCUGCACCAGAAGACGAGCGACCACGACAGGAGAGCAAAUAAACAAAAGCCUUUUACACGACCCCGCCGCGGCUCAACAGAGUAGACCACGCAGGGAUCAUGCGGUAUUAUUAAAUGAGGCUCCGUACUAUGCUGUUGCUCCCCCAGGACGCAAUGACGAAGUAGAGGAUCUUCCUCGAUUUGUACUAGAAAGAGCCCGCGGAAUGCGCGGCCGAGCAGAAGCAGCAGCAGUAGCCGUACCACAGGAGAGAAAAUCAAGACCCAGACGACGCGUGCCAGGAGUGCGGAAGACAGGGUUCUUCACCACUGCCGCGGCCGUUGCGGUUUCAUGUAGCCGGUUUCACGAUCUACUUCAUUUCACAGUGGGAAGUUCGGCUGCCGCUUCGGCCGCCGCACAGGAAAGUGGAGCAGUUGGUGGUAGUACCUCUUCAUCUGGAGCAAGUACUUCUACGACCUCCUCCUCCGAACAGGGAACCUCAACAUCUUCCAACACCCGCCACCUGUCCGCUGCGGAGCGGCUCGAGGAAGAGAUGGAACAGUACGAGCCGAUCAAGGGCCCGCGGAUGCAGACCGGUAAUGGAGGGUACUACCGGAACCAAUUUUGGGACAUGAGUCUUGUGGGUUUCUCCCCGCAGACGCUGCUUUCUUUCUACCUCGAGUCGGGUUCCGAGCAGCAUUUUUUUCACGACGUGGAGAAAGCGCCGGAGGUCUUCCGCGGCGGCUAUUUCCUGAUGGAUGAGUCCUACCGGGGGUCGGAUAGCGACGACAACACUGAUUUCCACAUUUUGGACCCCGACGGGGAGCUGGUCUACACCCAAUCAUACGGGGAGGAUGGAAUGUUCGAAGCGACGGCGAAGAAGCCGGGGACCUACACCAUGGUGAUGCCCAACAAUUCGAAUCAGAAAGCCAUGGUAAACUUCUUCUUUCAGUCCGGGCAGCGGAACAACGUACACGAAGACUAUCACGAAGUAACCACACUGGAGGAAUCGGUCAUGAGCAUAAAACGGAAACUGCAGGACAUACAAACGGAAGGAACGUACCUAUCAAUUUGCCGCUAUCUCCAGUACUUGUGAACCCGAUUUUUAUUUCGUCAUUUAUUAAAGAAUAACAACUAACUACACGACUCCGGCAUACAAGCGCAAACUACAGAUGAUGUAAAUGACUGUUGUAUGGUGCGAAGAUGUUGCGCAUCAAAAAGCCUCCGGAACUACAGGUACCUGUGGAUGCGGCAGAAGGCGCAUUUGCACUCGAUUGAAUCCGUGAACAAUCGGGCUCUGUGGUUCUGCAUCGUCGAGCUGCUGACGCUACUGGCGCUCGUUGUAUCGCAAGAAAAAAGUGUUACAGUUACACAUUGUGUUGCAGGCCAAGCAAGACAGACAAGCUCUGUCAUGCCGGAUAUGCAUAGGAACCCCGUUUCAUAGGCGUUUUCCCGUAGGAUUUCUGCAUUACAAGUUUUCUCUCUCAUGCAGAGAAAUUUGUGUUGCUGAAUUGACUACAAAUGUGUAACUGUAACACUUUUUUCGUGGGAUAUGUUGUCUUCCAAGUGUACUACGUGAAAAACUUGAUCACGGAGAAAGCAGCGUCGCGAGCGGGCUCGAAAAUGCAUCCCGGGAGAUACUGAAGACGAUGUUCUUGUUGCGCAUACGUCGUACUGAAGAUUGUGUGCGAUUUAUGAAUGUGCAUGAGGAGUGGAGCAAAGCUUAAUAGGUAUGUUGAGAUGGAAUUUGGACGGAAUCGGUCGCAUUACAGUGCCUCUUUAUUUCAUCGCCAUCUGAUCUCUACUGUAGCAAAAGCAACGAACUUGUGCGAAAGAGUCUGUCAGUAAGAAAAAAAUCUGUACCUCGCGCCGGUACUGCAACCGCUGUGGUACCCCUCCAGGUUCGUGUCAGAUGAU
This is a messenger RNA of Amoebophrya sp. A120, 3398 nucleotides long. NCBI's taxonomy places the organism in Eukaryota, Dinophyceae, Syndiniales, Amoebophryaceae. The record is from the annotation of a GenBank genome assembly.